Messenger RNA from Limulus polyphemus (Atlantic horseshoe crab), 2840 nucleotides. Its product is annotated as glutamate receptor-like. Gene Ontology annotation, molecular function: glutamate-gated receptor activity. Gene Ontology annotation, cellular component: membrane. The record is from RefSeq and is a predicted model, not a curated record. The coding region runs from base 8 to 1231 and encodes 407 amino acids. The transcript has 8 exons. Lineage: Eukaryota; Metazoa; Arthropoda; Merostomata; Xiphosura; Limulidae.
UAUAUUUAUGCAGACCAUAGGAGGAGACUUCGUAUGUCUUUUUAUUCGCUUCACAUUCCCGUCGAUCAUCAGUGGGGCUUGCCUUUGGCAAAUGGAGAUUGGACUGGAAUGGUUGGGAUGCUCCAUCGAAGGGGGAAGACUCCAGCCAUUGGAAACAAGGAUAAAGGAAGUAGCCCUAUUAGUAAAUAGAAAGGAAGUUGAUGUUGGUUUGGGUCCAUUUGCUGCAAGUUACGAACGACAUCAAGUGGUAAGGUUCAGCAGUGCUUUGGAUAUUGAUGCAAAUGUGAUUAUAACAGGAUUACCCCAAGAAGGCCGCUCUUUCUUCAGUUUUGUCAGUGCUUUUGACUGGAAGGUUUGGCUUGGAGUUAUAAUAUCGUUAAUGGUUGUUGCUUUAAUUGCGACAUUUGUCGAAAAGGUCAACAUUCCAACCAUCAAACGUCUCUCGUUUAGAAAACUAUUUCUAGAAAAAUGUUGGUCCUGUUUAUCGUCACUCUUCUAUCAAGGUUACGGACCGGACACGAUAUCUGUUCCUAGUCGGAUUCUUGUAGUUUUCUGGUGGUUUGGAGUAAUAAUCUUGAUGAGCAGCUUUGGUGGACAUUUAAGUGCAACCCUGUCGAUCAGCCCAGCUCCUCUUCUAGUGGACAGUCUGGAGGAUUUAUUGGAACGAAGUGAUAUUCAACCUAUGAUAGAUGGGGGUGGCGCACUGGAGCAAAUACUAAAGACUGGAAGCACUGAAACCUAUAGACGUUUAUGGAAAAAAGUUUCGGAAAAUAACGGAAUUCUUCUCCGAGAGGAUAUGUUAGCCGAUCAUAUGCUGAAUAAAGUAGAGGAAGGAACACAUGCCAUCAUCAUCGGCUACUCCACCAUACAGUAUGUUUUAUCCAACAGGUUUGCUCAGAGACAACAAUGCAAUUUUCACAUUGCCAAAGAUCCCUUUUUCCCGAAACCGAUUGUACUAGCAAUGUCAAAAUCACUACCAUCACACGUAGUUGAAGAAAUCAAUCGUGAGGUUGAGAAUGUAGUCCAUAGUGAUUUGAUUUUUCUGUGGAUAUCUGAGAUGAAUAAGAAUUUUACUAAGUGCGUGGAAGCAAGUGACGGGAACAUAAAAAACAACGUCAACAGUUUGGGUAUCAAAGACCUUCAGAGCGUAUUCUACUUGUGGAUUGGAGGUUUACUCUUCUCUUUGUCCAUUCUUUGCUUAGAGAUUUCAGUUACAUCUGUAACUAAAUAGGCUAAAUAGAUUUUGUAGUGAAAUAUCCUAAUUUUAGUAACUUUAUGCAUAAAAAAGACUUGUGAACACCUUUAACUAAUUUCAAUAUUCGCUCAAGCAAACGAUAAUUGAACACAAAUCAGUCAAGCACUCUGUCAUAAAAACUUUACUUUGAACUGGAAAGGAUUAUUUGAAUAUAUACGAUACUAUCACUACUCAUGAACCUCUUGAUUCCGUUGGUGAGAUAAGGAGGAGGAUUAAUUAUAAUAGCCUUACAAAGGAAAAGAGAUGAAAAGAUUAAAUAUACACACGUUAAAUAAAGUUUAUCGUAGUCAUAAGAUAUUAAUUUUUUUAAAUCACGAUCACUUUAUACUAGAUUCUAUGUUUAUUUAAAUGCCCUUGAUGAUCUUUCAAUUGUCUUAUGAAGAGGUAAUAACAACUCUUAAUAACAUCUACGUUGUUUGUUUUGGGAGCUAAACAUAUAAAAAAAUUAGUUAACAGUAUAUUCAAGCACUGUUGUAGUUGUAUAACAGGUUAAGAAUGACAUCUCAGUUUCUUCAAAUGCACAAUAUGACAGCCAAUGGAGGUCAGUAAAACGAUCCAAGCAGUCAGUGUUCGCUAAUAAAAUGCAAUUUUUGUAAUGAAUAUGCUAUAAGUUAGCGGUAAAAUUAAUUCUCAGUGAGUGUCUUAAUUCCCAGAAACUCACUUUCUUGGUAAUCACGCUUCCAAAAGUUACCUUUUUGAUAAUUACGGUUCCAAAAUUCACUACUUUCUUGGUACUCACUGUUCCAAAACUCGCUCGAUACAAUCACGUUUCCAAAACUCAAUUUCUUGAACAUAAAGAAUCCAAUUUACACAGUAGUUAGCUUAAUAUGUAUAAUACUAAACUACAGCACACUUUAAAUGGAUUUCUAUCGAUCCACAGACCUACUGACAAAAUAUCUAAGCUUUAAUAAAACAGAUAUAAUAUAAAUUUAGAGUUUUCUAGUCUGAAGGUUAAGACUUAAAAAUAAUAAUAAAGAAUUCAAAACAAUUCUUAUAAUAAUUUGAACAAGAAGGAAACGUCUCCUUUUUCAUUUAGAAUGAAAGGGUAGUUGGUUAAUAAAACCACGUGAUAAGGUGUUCUCAUAGUAGAAGAAGGUUACCAGUAUUUGUUCUCUAGUUCCAAUAAAGAACACCUAGCAAUACAUUUUGAAAUAUAACUCUUUGUCCUUUAAUUGAAUAAUACUCAUUGAGUUGAUGCUUGUGGCAUGUUUUCUUAAUUUCAGUAAAAUUAUGGAUAUGUAAAAUGAUCAUAAAAAGCAUCAAAAUAAAAACGGAUUACAUUGAGUAUUUCAACAAUAAAAAAAAUUAAAAUUGGACGAAUUUUUGAAAAUAUCAGCAAGUUAUUGUUCUACAGACAGUGCCAUCACAUACAUAAAUAUAUAUAUAUAUAUUACAGUACCAUGUGGCUUAAAUGAGUAUGAUAAAAGCGUAAGUUUAACAUUUGAUCAAGAGAUGACGGAAAAUAAUGUGAGACCCAAUAUACUUUAGUUGGUUAUAUAUAUGCUUCUAAAAUAUAAACACAGUUCCUAAAGUAACAAAUAAAAACCUGAAUUACUAAACAUUAUCUGUUAUUGUGACUGUUCAU